CUCUCAAAGGACUCCAUUGGAAGAACAAAAGGAGGAGCUCUGAGAUUAGUGUUUGAGAACGAAGAGUGGAGCUUAAUCAGAAAUGGCACCGGGGCUGUUGUGUGCUGCACUGAUUGUGGCCUUCUUUUGCUCUUCUGUUUCGCCUGAUGCUCAAGGAGAUGCUUUGGAUGAGGUAAAGAAGUCACUCAAUGCAUCUCCUGAUCAACUUACAGAUUGGUAUGUGAAUCUUGUUACACCAUGCACGUGGUCCCAAGUCACAUGUGAUAGUAAUAACAAUGUCAUCAUCGUGUCACUGUCUAACAUGGGAUUCAAUGGCACAUUAUCUCCCACAAUAGGAGCUUUGAAGAAUCUCAACACACUAUCAUUGCAAGGAAAUAGAAUUACUGGUAGAAUUCCGGACGAACUUCAAAAUUUGACAAGCUUGACAAUGUUGGACCUAGGAUCCAAUCAAUUUUCCGGAGAAAUACCACCUUCACUUGGAAAACUCAAGAGGCUUCAGUCCUUGUACUUGAAUCAUAACAAUCUCACUGGAGCAAUCCCUCAAUCUCUUUCAAGCAUUCCUAACUUAACUAGCUUACAGCUUGAUUCAAAUGGUCUUGCUGGACAGAUACCUGAACGCUUAUUUGAAGUACCUGAAUACAAUUUUACAGAUAAUUCAAGCAAAUCAAAGACUGGAGUGGUUGUUGGUAUUGUUGUUGGAGUUUUGGUUAUUGUUCUUGCCUUAGUUUUGCUGCUAUUUUGCAUGAGGUUCCGAUCAAAGGGUUACAAGCAUGAGUUCUAUAAAGAUGUUAUAGGAGAUGUUGAUCAACAGAUCGAGUUUGGUCAGUUAAGAAGAUUUUUAUGGACGGAAUUGCAAGCUGCUACAAACAACUUUAGUGAGAAGAACCUUCUUGGACAGGGAGGCUUUGGGAAGGUGUACAAAGGAGUGCUCCCUGAUAAUACAAAGGUUGCUGUUAAACGGCUCACUGACUAUGAGAGUCCUGAUGUAGAUGCUGCAUUCUACCGUGAAGUUGAGAUGAUAAGUGUGGCCGUUCAUCGGAAUAUCUUAAAGCUAAUUGGCUUUUGCACCACUCUAACAGAGCGCUUUCUAGUAUACCCUUUCAUGCCCAAUUUAAGUGUUGCCUAUCGUUUACGAGAACUUAAACCUGGGGAGGCUGUUCUGGACUGGCCUACGAGAUGGCAUGUGGCAUUGGGCACUGCACGUGGACUUGAAUACUUGCAUGAACAUUGUAAUCCAAAAAUUAUUCACCGCGAUGUUAAGGCUGCAAAUGUAUUGUUGGAUGAAGAUUUUGAAGCUGUUGUGGGUGAUUUUGGGCUGGCAAAGCUCGUGGAUGUUAAAAGGAUGAAUGUGACAACUCAAGUACGUGGCACAAUGGGACACAUAGCUCCAGAAUACUUGUCUACUGGUAAGUCAUCAGAGAAAACUGAUGUUUUUGGCUAUGGAGUCAUGCUUCUAGAGCUUGUAACAGGUCAACGUGUGAUUGACUUCUCUCGCCCUGAUGAAGAAGACGUGUUAUUGCUUGAUCAUGUUAAGAAACUGGAAAAAGAGAGACGGCUACAUGACAUUGUAGACGGAAACCUAAACAUGAACUACAACAUGGAAGAGGUAAAGAUGAUCAUUCAGGUGGCUCUACUUUGCACCCACGCAUCGCCCGAAGAACGACCCGCAAUGUCGGUAGUAGUGAAAAUGUUAGAAGGAGAGGGGCUUGCAGAGAGGUGGGAAGAGUGGCAGCAUAGUGAAGUGACACGCGGACAGGACUACGAGCGGAUACAGAGACGAUUCAUGUGGGGCCCAGAUUCAUCCUUUAAACAGAGUGCUAUUGAGUUGUCUGGUGCAAGAUGAUAAUGUUGCUGGUUUUGUGUUUUUUUGUGGUAUUGGAAAAUGGAUUUGCUCAUAAAUUUGUAUACUUUCUGGUAACUAAACUGUUUGGUCGAUU
Molecule: messenger RNA, 1937 nt
Organism: Cuscuta campestris
Lineage: Eukaryota; Viridiplantae; Streptophyta; Magnoliopsida; Solanales; Convolvulaceae
Source: the annotation of a GenBank genome assembly